Ficedula albicollis (Collared flycatcher) is the source of this 2919-nucleotide messenger RNA. It is a transcript of the gene HJURP, whose product is annotated as Holliday junction recognition protein. Gene Ontology annotation, molecular function: histone binding. Bases 1 to 2229 code for a protein of 742 amino acids. The record is from RefSeq and is a predicted model, not a curated record. The transcript has 12 exons. NCBI's taxonomy places the organism in Eukaryota, Metazoa, Chordata, Aves, Passeriformes, Muscicapidae. Gene Ontology annotation, cellular component: chromosome, centromeric region. Gene Ontology annotation, biological process: CENP-A containing chromatin assembly.
AUGGAGCAGCCCUGCGCCGAGGAGCGUGAUGCCGCGGUGCAGGAGGGGCUGCGGCGCAGCAACGCCCGCUUCAUGCUCUCCAUGAGCCGCAUCCUGGAACGGUAUAAUCAUCCUUUCGAAGAUGACUUGCUUGUUUCCCUGGAUACUCUCACUUAUGAUACACCUGAGGGACCAAAACGAUGGGAGCAAGUGUCAAGGAAGGAAGUAAAAAAAUUGAAGAAGGAAAUGUUUAAGCGUAAUAGGAGACGUCAAUGGAAUACAGAAAUAUCAAAGCAACAGAGCAGUGAUUUUGAAGAUGAACACUCAACAGUACAGCAGGAAUCUUCUGAGAACUCUCGUGUGGAUACAUCCGAUUCAGGUGCAGAAAGUGGUGAUAUAGUAAGAAGAAAAUUUCAGGACAUUCACCUCCAGGUAACACCUCCACAUUCAUCAAAAGGUCAUUGUUUGACUUCACCAGUGAAAGAACCAUUUGGCAAUCAAGUUGCUGUUUGUAGAAAGAAGCUAGAAUUGUUAAAUGAAUGUUCUUCAUCCAUAUAUCAACAGUUACAACAUUCUGGUGCUCUCAGUUCUUCAAAUACAAUAGGCUCACCCAGGCAUAAAACUGGUCCAGAACUGAGCUUGACUUUGUGUGAUAGUAUCCUUGGAGAAUACCAGUCUGCAGAUGAGGAAUGCUCCUGGAGCAAUACAACUCUUGGAGACUUGUAUCCAUCAAUGGUAGAGAUAUUUUCAAAGCUCAUGACAAAGCAUUCUCAGAGAAAGGUGUUAAAGUACAUGUUGGGUCACUUAAUGUUCAAGAGAUGGCAUUCUAGAAGACCAAAGCUCAAUGUCACCCUAGGCAAAAUGAGAGAGUUCAGACCCUUUAAACUAAAGAAAGCGUUUCACAGCACAAGUAGCUGUAGAAGUGAAGACAGCCAGAGUCCAACUUUUGGAAAUAAGAACAGAGAAUUCUCUUGUGACAAUUGCCUCAUUAGUAAUUCAUCUGAUCUGGUGCCUUAUACUGAUACAAAUGAAAUCGAAAUGGGCUACUCUAACUCAAGUUUAGAACAUUUGGCCCUUGGAAAGGGCCAAGAAGUCUACAUACACACUGCUUUUACUGAUGUUAUGGAUAGAAUGGGAAAGACAUUUCUAGUUGAAGAUGAAUUACAGACUACUGUCUCACCAAGGAAUUCAGAAUAUGCAGAAAGUGAAAAAUUGGCUUACAAACGUUUCUCAGAACCCAGUUUUGUAACAUCUACUGCCAGUUCAUAUUCAAGAGCACUUCAUGUGAAAAAGAGUGAGACUCAGAAAACUGACUUUUGUGUUGUUACCUCAGAGGUGCAUUCAUCUGCUUGCAGUUCCCCUGGCAAUAGUAACAAUUAUAUGCCUAUCACAAAUUGUUCUCCUGCAAGAUCAUCAAAUACUGCAUUCAUGUAUCCUGAAAAAAUAAUUUCUGAAAGGCACAAAGGCUCAUUUUCCUCCUGGAUUAUGAAGCAUAGUCCUUCAAAGACACCCAAAAAAAACAAAGAUGCAUUUGAUGAACUCUACUACACAGUGUGUUCUGGAAAAUUCCAAAAGUCUCUGACAUUGACAAGACCUCUUAUAAACUCAUGGAACCUUGAAGAAAAAGGAAGAUUAGUGAAGAGUAAUUUUGGGUGGUCCACUGAGCAGCUUGGUAUAGAAUUUGACAGCAUCCAUGAGAAACUGUGUAGCAAGUCUGUUCCAAAAUUUCUUGGGUUUCAGACAGCUUCCAAUUUCAGGAAAUAUGAAGAAAUACAGAUGCCUGAAACUGUAAAUGCUCUUGUUAAUUCUCCUGUCCGAACUUAUUCUGCGAUUUCCAGAGUUAAAAGAACAGGAAAUGUUCAAAACUAUCUUCUUUCACCAGAAAAGCGACAGAAACUUAUACCAGGACAUUGUUUUACUUCAAAGAAAUGUCAAGAGCUUCCCCUCAGUAUAAAGAGUAGUCUUCAGACAGCUGGCAUGGAUCUUUUGAGCAACUACAGCAAGCCCCGCUUUAUUGCAGAUCAUAAGUUUCAUUGUCAGGGCUCUGGAUCUCAUGAUUCUUCAGAUAAAACUUUUCUUGAUACUGGCACUUCCCUGCAAGAAUCUGGGACUGCAGAUGUGCACCCUUUUUUGCGUGGAGCAAUGGAGAAUUGCAGCUCUCUCAGCAAUGUGAAGAAGCAUCACCGAAGGGUAUACAGAAAACUAAGCUACACUGAUGAGAAAGACCAGUUGAAGGAAUCCCUUGGAUGACUCUGGUUAAAGCUCAUCAAGAAACAUUCAUGCACUGAUACAGAUAAGACAGUUUUAUAUAGGUUGGGUUUUAUUCAGUGUUGUUUCUUCUUCCAAGAGUCAAGGAUUUUUAAUUAUAUGUAGGCAAUACACAACUAGUUCUGGUUUAUACUUUCUUGUAACAAAAUAUUUGGGAAAGAGUUUGUUCCUUUUGACAGGGUACUUGUUACUCGAUUUAUGACCAAGUUGGAAUUUUGUACUUGGCAGUAUUUGGAAUAAAAUAAUCUGCAUUUUUUAUUUCCUAAUAAACUUUUAUUUUUACUGCAUUAAUAAUAAGGAACAAGCUCGUUUACCUAAAUUCUUGCCUAUUCAUGUUUUUGAGUGUAUCAGUACAGAACCAAAUUCACUGCUAUAUGCCAUGUUAAUUUUAGCGUUUUUAAGUAGAUCACCAAAGUUGAUAUAAGCUUCGUUUCUUACUGUGUGAAUAAUAAGGAACAACCUCAUUUACCUAAAUUGCUUCCUAUUCAUGCUUUUUGAGCAUACACAGACCAAAAAUCACUGCCGUCUGCUAUGGCUUGAGUCUGCUAUGCAAUGUUAAUGUUAAAAGUUUCCAAGUAAAUCACUAAAGUUGAUUGUUCAAUAAAAUUUUAUACUUUUUAUUAGAUUUGAUAAUUGCAUUUUGUGUUUUGAUUAAGUUCUACAUGAUACAAU